Molecule: messenger RNA, 2412 nt
Organism: Thlaspi arvense
Lineage: Eukaryota; Viridiplantae; Streptophyta; Magnoliopsida; Brassicales; Brassicaceae
Source: the annotation of a GenBank genome assembly
CAGCUGAUAAAGCGAUUGGGCUUUUAUUUAUUAAGCUCAAGUAAAAAUACUGUGAGCCUUCUUCAUAUAUUUUCACCGCCGAUACCGCCACGUGGCAUUUCUUUUGUGGGUUUUUUUCUCUACAGGUAACCCUCACGACGAUGAAUGGCCUUCUUCACUUGUCGUUUCUUCUUUCUGGGAAACAAAAUUCACCCACCGAUCCACCACACGCAGCGACUCCGAGAUUGCUGAUUUGCUCACCGGAUUGAGGUCGAAGAUCGAAAGCGAUGGAAACACCGAUGGAUUCUACACCCGUGAAUUGGGAAGCGCUUGAUGCUCUGAUCAUCGAUUUCGUUUCCUCCGAAAACCUGGUGGUUGAAGAAGACGCCUGCGCGAUUUCAUCUCCUUCCCCAGUUUCGUCUCCUUCUUCUUCUUCCUCUCCUUCUAUAUCCUCUUCGUCUUACCACGCUAGAUUGAUCAUCCGCCGGAUCCGAAACUCGAUUGAAUCCGGUGACAUUGAGAACGCCAUCGAUAUCCUUCGCUCCCACGCUCCUUUUGUCCUCGAUGAUCAUCGUAUUCUGUUUCGCCUGCAGAAACAGGAAGCUUAUGAGGAAUUCAAGCAUGUCCUUCUUGCACUCAUUUAUGAUAAAAAUGAUCAAACCUCCCCAGUAGCAAACGAGUGGGCAGAGAAAAGAAGGUAUGAAAUGGCUGGACUGAUGUCAUCUGUCUUGAGAGCUUCUUUACAGGCAUACGAUCCUGUAUUUUCAAUGACACUAAGAUAUCUGAUAAGCAUACAUAAAGGAUUUUGCUUUCACCAAGGAACAUCCUCCGCAGUUUCUGAUCUCACCCAUAGAUUGCUCCUGGAGGAACGUGACGCACCAGCCACUCCUCUGGAAAGCAUAUAUGAAGCACCACCUUUUGAUGAGGUGGACAUACAGGCUCUUGCUCAUGCGGUUGAGCUUACUAGACAAGGGGCUGUUGAUAGCAUGAAAUUUGCCAAAGGUGACCUUUUCCAGGCAUUCCAGAAUGAAUUGUGCAGGAUGCAAUUAGAUGUUUCGGUUCUUGAUGAACUUGUCAAGGAGUACUGCAUAUACAGGGGUAUUGUGGAUUCAGAGAUGCAAAUGAUCAUGGGUCCUGCCAAACGCAGCCAACCGGAGGUGGGUCACAGCUUAUCAAGAGACUGUUCUUCUGAAAUAGAUCUCAACACAAGUCAACAUUCAGAUGUUGAGAACGAUAGCAACAACAGCAUACUUGAUGGCGCGCUCUUAACUGACACUGAAAUGUCUAGCAAACAAGGAGGUGACGCUGGCACACGUUAUGGCAGUGAACGAAACACCGGUUGUGAAGAUUGCAGCACUAGCUGGUCAAACCAAUGUGAAAAUGCAAGAGCUCUCCUUAGAAUUAGAUCCCAUAUGAAUUGUGAGAGGAAUAGGCAACGCAAAAGAUGGCGAGGGAGAGCUGAUGAAAUGGAUUGUCUUCCUGAUCUUUCAUGUCCCAAGUCUGAGUCAGGCAUAAACCCUUUAGAGGACAAGUAUGAGAUAGCCUUGGCACUAAAGGAAUUGGUUAGCAGAGGAAUGGCAGCAGAAGCAGUUCACGAAAUCAGCACCAUGGAUCCAGACUUUUUCACACAAAAUCCAAGUUUACAUUUCCAUCUUAAGCAGGUUGAAUUUCUAAAGCUGGUGAGUGCUGGUGAUCACAAAGGAGCACUAAAGGUCGCGUGCUCUCACUUAGGUCCCUUAGCCGCCAAUGACCAGUCUUUACUGAAGACAUUGAAGGAGACUUUGUUAGUUUUACUCCAACCCGACGGAAACACACCUGGGAAAGAUUUGCCUCUAAAUGAUCUGGCCAAUACGCUACAGGUUUCUGUCGGUAAAAGGCUCGGGAUAAAAGAACCGCAGCUUAUGAAAAUAAUAAAAGCGACGCUUCACACGCAUACCGAGUGGUUCAAGCUUCAGAUGUGUAAAGACCGGUUCAGUAAUCUGCUGAAGAUAGAUUCUUUGAAGCAAGUGAACACUGAUUGGAUGAGUGCUAUCAAAUCAGGAUCAAACAAAGAUAGCAACACAAACUUUUCGUCUCAAGUCACGACGACGUCUUCGAGCACCAUGACCUCCGAAGAUGGUGGUAGCAGCAGCUUAAUGAUGACGACUCAGACUUCGUCGAGAGAAGCUUUAUGGGAAGAGAGUGCAAUUCUUAAAGUAAUGGAAUUUCUGGCGUUGCCGAGGUCUGAUGCAAUUCAACUUCUAUCACAAUACAAUGGAAACGCUGAGGCUGUGAUUCAGCAACUCUUUGGUUAAAACCAAACCGGACUAAACCGAACAGCAUUCAAGUUUUCGAUUUUUUUCAUUUUGCAUUUGUUGUAUGUACACAUUACUUUGCACAGAUGCACUUACAGUCGCGAAAAAAAAGAAAUAAAUAGUUUUAACAAUAAAAAAA